This is a messenger RNA of Bufo gargarizans (Asiatic toad), 5485 nucleotides long. Its product is annotated as sterile alpha motif domain-containing protein 9-like. Lineage: Eukaryota; Metazoa; Chordata; Amphibia; Anura; Bufonidae. The transcript is spliced from 4 exons. Gene Ontology annotation, molecular function: protein binding. Gene Ontology annotation, cellular component: cytoplasm. The record is from RefSeq and is a predicted model, not a curated record. The coding region runs from base 534 to 5375 and encodes 1613 amino acids.
GGGGUUGAAGAUCAGUCCUGUUACUCUGCUGUCCUCCUCCUGUGACCUGAGAGACGCUGAUCUCUGCAGUACACCGAGGGCCGCCGCCGCUGAUCUCUGCAGUACAGGGUUGAAGAUCAGUCCUGUUACUCUGCUGUCCUCCUCCUGUGACCUGAGAGACGCUGAUCUCUGCUGAGAGACGCUGAUCUCUGCAGUACACCGAGGGCCGCAGCCGCUGAUCUCUGCAGUACACGCCGCCAUUGCCUCCUCCGCUGACCGCAGUGCCACCAUUGCCUCCUCCGCUGACCGCAGUGCCACCAUUGCCUCCUCCGCUGACCGCAGUGCCACCAUUGCCUCCUCCGCUGACCGCAGUGCCACCAUUGCCUCCUCCGCUGACCGCAGUGCCACCAUUGCCUCCUCCGCUGACCGCAGUGCCACCAUUGCCUCCUCCGCUGACCGCAGUGCCACCAUUGCCUCCUCCUCUGACCGCAGUGCCACCAUUGCCUCCUCCGCUGACCGCAGUGCCACCAUUGCCUCCUCCGUUGCCUGCACCAAUGGCGGAUUACAACACAAGUCCUCUGAAUAAGUGGACCGAACAGCACGUCUCACACUGGCUCCAAUCAAUACCUAUAAACCAGAAGUACAUUGACAAGCUUUAUGAGGAAGAAGUCUCAGGGCCGGUGCUCAAAGAAAUAGAUGAAGAGUUCUUAAAGAAUGUUGGAAUGAAGCAAGGUCCCAUCAAACUGCUGAUCAAAAAGAGGAAUGAGCUGGUAUCCAAGGAGGAGGAGCAAAACUCAUCACAAAGAUCUGAAGGGGGCAAAAAAUAUCCAAAACCUGUGCAUGAAAUGGGAGCAUCGAGUCAGUCAUGUGAGGUUGCUCCUCAGCUGGAGGAAGUCAGGUCCUCUCAUUCACGUGAGGUCGCUUCUCCAGCCGAGAAAAUAAAGUCACCUCAUUCACGUGAGGUUGCUCCUCAGCCUGAGGAAGUCAAGUCCCCUCAUUCACGUGAGAUUGCUACUCUGCCCAAGAAAGCAAAGUCCCCUGUAAAUCCAGAUAUUGUGAGUCCUCCACAAAGGCUUCCCACAGGCAAGACACAAUCUACACAGAGUCCUCAGAAGAGCAGUAAGCCUGACCAGACCACCCCCCUUCUUCAGUCCUCACAAUUUGUGUCCUUUGCUACUUUUCGACCCUUUGAUAAGGAAGUUGGAAAUUUCAAGUAUGUAAAGGGCCAUGUGCUACCUCCAGAAUCUGGAGUAGAAGACCUCAUAAAACCGUGUCAUGAGUACAAGUCACUCAGUACUGCCUCUAAACUGGAUCGAACCAGACUGCAAGCAAAAUUUGCCUCGGAGGUGAUCAGAUUUGCUUCUGCUUGUAUGAACGUGAGGUCGAAUGGUACAAUACAUUUCGGGGUGAUGGACAGCAAGGAAGACAAACUUUGUAGACAUGGACAGAUAAUGGGGAUUCUGGUGGAGGACCAGGACUGGUAUGUUGAUGCACUGGACUACAUUGAGAGGUGUUUCAAUAAAACAGAACACGAUGCAGCCAGAGCUUGUAUUCGCACCCCGAAAUUCAUCGAGGUUGUAGAUAAACAGUAUGAAGAUCAACGGUUUGUGGUGGAGGUGGACAUAGUGCCUGAUUCAGGGUCUGUGAAAUUACAAGUCUUCCAAGCAAGUUUACCAAAGUUCAUUGAGAAAAGCAACAAAGUAAAUAUGGAGAAAAAAACGUAUUACCGCAGAACUGGCGCAAAAUCCGAGCCGGUACCCGAGGAUGAUAUGGUGAUGUUCAUCCAGGGUAUGCAGGAACUGCAUUCAAGAAGAGAAAAAGCAGAAACUAUAACCCCAUGUGAGACUACAGCCCAGGAAAACCUCACAAAGAAAAUAGACCUCCUCACUGGAGGUAAAGAAUACAUGGAUGACACCAUCUGGUACAUACUGGUGACCAACAAGUGGGAACCUACCCAACUAGCAAAUCUCAACUUCCUCAUGCGCUUGAAGAUUUUUUGUGUGUUUGACUUUGAUGCAGACUCAGAAGUGUCAGGGCUGUGCUCCAGAUACAAGGAACACCAUGCCCGUAACAUUCAUUCCCUCACUGAUUACUCUAAUGACAGUGGGAUUAGCCUGAGUGAACUGAGGAAGUCUCUGGCACUCUUUGAUCAGACCAGCUGGAUAUUCUGCAACGGUAGAAACAAUUUCCGAGGCGGCGACAAACCCUGUGAUGAAAAUACCUGGAUUAAGAACAAGAAAAAAUACAUGACUGAAGCAAUCUCUUUAAUCUGUGGUAAGAUUUUCCAAAGUGGGAACUUUGUGGUGGUGCUUUUGCUGAUGUCUCCUGUGGAGAAGCCAAUUGUGGACACUUUCCACAGCUUCUACUCCCAGAUGCAAGGGAUGGAAGACAUCAUUUGUAUAGCAGAAAACAAGGAAUAUUAUAGCAAAUGGGCCAGCCUUGCUCAGCUAUCAUGUGACAUGGAGACUCUGGAGCAAAGGAGCAUUGUUGGGUUACAGUUGAGUCACAUUGAUGCUACAGUGCAGAGCAUGUUCCCCAUCGGAAACUCUUAUAGGAAUCUGCCAGUGUCGUCCAAAGGUGUCUGUGUUCUUAAGAGGCCUGAUGAAGAGAAAAUGCACUCGCUGGAAAUCCUGUGUGUGAAUGAAUGCUGUGAUAAAAAUCUCAAUCUUCUGAGCAAAAAGGAGUUAAAGGAUCUGGAGAGUACAUUCUAUCGAGGAGGCAAGAUGAGCUGGAAACAUCUCUGGUUCGCAGAACAUAAAAAAUGUGGAGAUUUUAUUGAGCGCAAUGCAUGCAACAAAGUCCGAAAUAUUCUCCAUGGGAUUCUGUAUGAAAAUACUGUACGACUUCCGGUCGCCCGCAUAAAAAUUUACCAUCACCCUGGAAGCGGAGGGAGUACAGUCGCACGUCAAGUUAUGUGGAAGAAUAGGAACAAUUUAAGAUGCGCCAUUGUGAGGUCAUCGUACCUUUUUUCCACUGUUGGUCAGCAUGCCGUAAAGCUCAGGGAGUAUGAAGAGGACAGUCCCAACCAGUGCCUGCCUGUCCUGCUACUAGUAGAAGACUGUGAAGAAGACUACCUGGAUGAUCUGAGACAUGAGCUGUCAGAAGCCAUGGUGUAUAAGAAAAUAGUUUAUUCCAAGCCAUGUUUCAUUCUCAUGAGUUGCAAACGAUCAAAUGUUCCAGAAGAUUUGUCCAAAACCUCUGUGUCCGACACAGUUGUGAUCACUCAUAAGCUCAGCCUGGAGGAGAAGAGAGACUUCUCUAUAAAAGCAAAGGAGCUGGAGAAGGACUUCCCAAGUUCAGAGUUCAUAAUCACUUUUGUCCUCAUGAGCCAUGAAUUUAAUGAACAGUAUGUGAAGGACUUUGUGCAGAAUGUCCUGCGAGGAAUCGAUCACUCGUCAGUCAUCACGCGGCUUAUGAGAUACGUUGCACUGCUUAAUUGCUAUGUCCAGAAUUCUUACAUUUCUGUUUCACACUGUGAAGCCUUCCUUGGUUUUGGAGUCAUGACCAAACAAGAGCACAAGGCGAUACGAGAAUGCAAUUUCAAGAGUCACCUCUUCAAAAGCGAGCAAGCACGACUUCUGUUCAUUGAGCUGAGGGAGCAGAACACUUGGAUCAGCUCAAUCCACUUCAUUCAUCCUCUGGUUGCCAAAGAAGUGUUGAACCAACUCUCAGAAAUACAUCCUCAGAGUGAAAUAGCCAAAGAUCUCCUGGAGGAGAAAGUUCUACUUCAGCAUAGAUUUGGUCAAGAGGAAUUCAUAAAGUUUAUUCGAGACUUGUUUUUACUGCGCUACCGGAAAAGUCGAGGUGACAGUGUGGACACGUUCUUCUCACCUAUGAUUGAACAUGUUUGCAAAGUGGAACAAAAUACAGAGAAGGCCAUUAAGCUCUUGAAAGCUGCAUAUCAGCGAUUUGACAAGGAUCCCUUCUUUGCUCAGCAGCUGGCCCGCUUACACUGCACGUAUAAGAAGUUUGAGGAGGCUCUGAGUUGGGCAGAGACGGCCAAGUCCCAGCUGCCACACAAUUCCUUCAUACUACACACAGAAGGUCAGGUCUACAGAAUGUGGUUCAAUGAGCUCUUUGACAAGAAGAGAGACAACUUGACUCCAGAGUAUGUCAUUGAGUUGAUAGAGCUCAGCCUUAAAUCUAUGGACUGUUUCAGAGCAGCCGAACAAGCUGCAAAAUCUGAGUCGGAUUGCAUGAACGACUCGGCAUACUUUGGGGAGAUUGAUGUUGGCUGCAGACUGUUAUAUCUGCUUUCAUUACAGCCCGUGUUCUCCAAAAACACAGGCGCAGAGAACACAGAGCUCCUGAAAUAUCUUCUGACAGACCAUAUACCGGUGGAGAUCGAGAAACUAUGGUUUAAAUUUCACAGCCGCUUAAAGGAACUCUACGAAGCUAUCUACAAUGCACUGGAGUGGAUUGCUGAUGAUGUGGGUUAUUUUCAAUCAGAGAAAGUUGAAGAAGGAGUAAAGCUGACCAAGACAGAGGAACAUCUUCACAGUCCCAGGAAAUGGCUGCUGAGGAAGACUAAAGAAUUUGCUAAGUUUUUUAGCUCUGAUUUUUUGCUGUCGCACACAGACAUUGAUGUUAACAGUCAGCUGAUCCGUAAGAUGAGUAUUUAUAAGCUGGGAGGAGGAAGCACGGCCACCAUCCUCUCCAUCCUGUCGGAUUCUAAAGAUGAACGAUCUAGUAAAAAGUUGGAGGAGAUAAUUAAUCUAUACCCGGAGGACAUCGCCUGUCAGGGGCUCGAUGAUGCUGGUCUUGCCAACUAUAUCAUGUCUCAAAUUGCCCUGGGAAGUGUGUGCCCCGGAUCUCCAAAACUGUUAUCAUUGCAGAAACUCCGUGAACUUGGCAAGAGGUUUCUAUCCACCAGGAAUGUUUUUCCACCCAGUGUCUACCUGCUCACCUUCCUGCUCUACUGGCCAGACAGUAAAAUCGACAAUAAACCAGAUGUCAAUAAAGACAAUGUUUUGGCCAAUGCCCUGAAGACGGCAACGGGACUGCACGAGAUAAGAAUCAAGAACGUCCUAGUUCGGAAGAAAAGAACCAACGUGCUCUUCUUUCUGGGGAAGGGACACGGCCUUCAGAAGAUCAUUCACCGGAGCACUAUCGAGAAGAAAAUUGGAGGACCACUCAAUGAAAAGCGAAUGAAGUGGGACAAUGACGACCUGACGAAGUUCAACAGCGUGCAUCGGCUGCUGCCAAAUGUCCAUGGCUGGACUGAGAAUGGAAGGCUGUAUGCAGAGGGACACUGCAAGAAAAACAAAAUCGAGAUCCUGUCACUCAACCCCUCGUCUGUGCCUCAUGGCAGUGAGAAUGUCACCUUUUAUCUGGGCUUCACAUUCAAUGGCUUUGUAGCCUUUAAUAUACAGCUGCAGACGGACAGCAAAGUGUGAGCCUCGCAUGGACGGUGCACAGGAGCCUGGAGCUGGAGAACAGGCUGGGGCCGCUAUGUCUGUGGACUGGCCCCCGUGUGAUAAAUCUGUGUGUAAAUAGCAUUUUCAUA